AUGGCUAAUAUGAAUCCUGAAUAUGACUACUUGUUCAAACUUCUGCUCAUUGGAGAUUCUGGUGUAGGAAAGUCAUGUUUGUUACUCCGUUUUGCUGAUGACACUUAUACUGAGUCUUACAUUUCCACAAUUGGAGUUGAUUUUAAGAUUAGAACCAUUGAACUAGAUGGAAAGACGAUUAAACUCCAAAUUUGGGACACUGCUGGUCAGGAACGUUUCCGUACUAUCACCUCUAGCUACUACCGUGGAGCACAUGGAAUCAUUGUUGUUUACGACAUUACGGAUCAGGAAUCUUUCAAUAACGUUAAGCAAUGGUUGCAAGAAAUUGAUCGAUACGCUUGUGAAAAUGUAAAUAAGCUCUUGGUCGGUAACAAAUGCGAUCUGACGGCGAAAAGAGCUGUUGAGACUACUGCUGCAAAGGAAUAUGCUGAUCAACUCGGUAUUCCAUUCUUAGAGACUUCCGCCAAGUCCUCCACCAAUGUCGAACAGGCCUUCUUAACCAUGGCUUCCGAAAUUAAAUCGAGAAUGGGACCAGUUCAAGGUGCUGGAGGUGCUCCAGCUGUUCGUAUCAGUGGUUCUCAACCUGUCCAGGACAAGAAGGGAGGAGGAUGCUGUUAA
Molecule: messenger RNA, 618 nt
Organism: Auanema sp. JU1783
Lineage: Eukaryota; Metazoa; Nematoda; Chromadorea; Rhabditida; Rhabditidae
Source: the annotation of a GenBank genome assembly